This is a messenger RNA of Eutrema salsugineum, 1450 nucleotides long. RefSeq lists its product as uncharacterized. Lineage: Eukaryota; Viridiplantae; Streptophyta; Magnoliopsida; Brassicales; Brassicaceae. Gene Ontology annotation, biological process: regulation of DNA-templated transcription. The transcript has 4 exons. Gene Ontology annotation, molecular function: transcription coregulator activity. The coding region runs from base 339 to 1367 and encodes 342 amino acids. The record is from RefSeq and is a predicted model, not a curated record.
UUUCAGAAGGAGCUAUGACGGCGACGAUGGAGACGUAGUAACUACGGAGAUUCCCCGAAGAUGGAGAUGUGAUGCAUCCAUGGUGAGCUCCCUUCGGAUAAAAUUUCAAAAAACAAGUUUCAGAGCUUCAAAGCUUCAGAUCUGUUUUCUUCUUCCUCCUCCUUCGUAGUCCUUGGAUCGGUUAAAAACGAUCUUAAAAGCUGCAAAAACCACCAUUUCGCCGACUUCUCUGACCGGAAAAUUGAAUGAUUGGUUCGUUUCUUCGAUUUGUAGCUGAGUGUCACUUAGGCGCUGAAGAAAGCAUCCGAGUUUUAAGAAGCUGAAGAAGAGAAAAAAAAAUGCCGAGGCCUGGUCCUAGACCUUACGAGUGUGUGAAACGAGCUUGGCAUAGCGAUCGUCACCAACCCAUUAGAGGUUCAAUUAUCCGCCAGAUUUUCAGGCUAGCCAUGGAAGCACACAGUGGAGCGACGAGGAAGAACAAAGAAUGGCAGGAGAAGCUUCCUGUCGUUGUCUUGAAAGCCGAAGAAAUCAUGUACUCUAAAGCCAAUUCCGAGGAAGAGUAUACAGAUGCUGAUACUAUGUGGAAUAGGGUGAAUGAUGCGAUUGACACCAUUAUUAGGAGAGAUGAAAGCACAGAAACUGGCCCUCUUUUGCCUCCUUGUGUUGAAGCUGCUCUUAACCUGGGAUGCAUUGCUGUAAGAGCUUCAAGAAGCCAACGACAUAGUAGCAUAAGGACUUACCUCGGUCCAAAAAUCCAAGAACCGGUUUCUGCGUCUGCUAAUGAGCCGUCAUACCAUCAUGAAUAUCAUCAUCAAGCUCAAAACCCCACCAAACCAAGCCAUACCGGUCAAGCUGCGAUCCCUGUAGAUGUUCUUGAUGACAGCAACAAGCACGUAGCUCCUCCUGGUUACCCAUUUCUACAUGAAUCAAUGCAGAUGCAUCAGAAGCCAUUGGCAAGAAAACUAGCGACCAGCACUUCUCCAGCUCCAGCUCCAAUCAACUUGGGUUCGGUGUAUCCUUUGUAUUACGGAGGAGGUAAUAAUCAGACGCAGCAAGUGGACAUGUCUUUUAGAGUCCCUGAAACGCCUAUAAUCAUUGGCAUGCCUAUCGGUAUAAAGGCCCCUGAAGAAGCAGCAACAGAGAGUCUCUGUGAUUUAUCCUUGAGGCUUGGUAUAUCUUCAGAACCACCCUCUACAAGAAUAGAUGCCGGGUCUAGUCGGGCUUACCGAGGAAGAAACCAAGAAGAGUUGUGUUUGUUCUCUGAGGUGAAGAAGAAUGAUGUGUUUGAUUGGUUUUCAAAUUAUGAAGGUCAGGAUUCAGAUUCGAGAGUUAAAAAGCACAAAACGUUUUGUGGAGACUCCCUCUAGGAUUUGCUUAGUUUUUUUUUUUACUCAAAAUCUUGUAAAAGCCUCAGGUUUAUUGGUUAAUAUUAUUGACUCUACUAAGUCCA